Molecule: messenger RNA, 855 nt
Organism: Nakaseomyces glabratus
Lineage: Eukaryota; Fungi; Ascomycota; Saccharomycetes; Saccharomycetales; Saccharomycetaceae
Gene: MBA1
Product: Mba1p
Biological process (GO): protein insertion into mitochondrial inner membrane from matrix
Cellular component (GO): mitochondrial inner membrane
Molecular function (GO): ribosome binding
Source: RefSeq, a predicted model, not a curated record
AUGAUUGUUGGCUAUAGGGGUGUUGUAGUAAGGCGUGUGGGAGUCAGCCGAUUGGCAAAUGUUUAUAAUACAAGGUUGUUUAGCAGCGGUGUCAAGUUAUUGGAUGAAGCUGAGCAGAAACAAGACACUAAGAAGAUCCAGGAUUUUAACCCUAGACAUCUGGGCGUCGCUUCAGAACUGUACGUGCCAGCUUCGCUGAGCCGUUUGCCCAGUGUGAUAACAAGCCCCAAACUAUGGUUUGACAACGUUAUUAGAAGGAUAUAUAUGCUCGGUUUAAACACUGUUCAGAUAGGUAUCUUUAGAUUUCAAACCGGUAUCAAACCUGCGUUUUUACUGUGGAAGAAUAAAGCCAUUGAAACGUACGUCCAGGUAAAUGCCAAUUUUGCCAGCAAAUCCGUUGAGAAAUUGAAACCCGAAGUAUCUGUCUGGGUGGAAGAAGCAUUGAAUGCGCGCUCCAAGCAAAUACCAGAUAAUGUAAAACUAGAUUGGCAACUAUUGAAGUUCAAUGAUGUGCCAAAACUGAUAUCAAUACAACCAAUGAUGAUCCCUGGAAGACCACUAGAACAUAUUCAACUGUUGUACAGGUUCAACACCAAACAAAGACUGGUAAAACUGAACAAGACUAAUAAUAAAGUGGAGAAAUUGGAUAGAGAUGUUGUUGACUACAUGGUGUUCCUUUGUGACGCCACCACAAAUGACCUUAUCUUAAUGGGAUCAGUGUUUGAAUCCAAACCCGAUGCUAAAUUACCUAAAAACUACGAUGACAACACUGAGAAAGCUGUUAGAAGAAUGAAAGAGUGUGGAGAUAUCUACAGAGUACCAUCUUCUUCAGAAAACCCACAGAUAACUAAUUAA